AUGGACAGGGUGAAAGGCUGUAAAUUUGAAGGUAAUUUUCAGAACAUGGUAAGCAUAAUAACUUUUUUUGUUUAUUGUUGUGCCAUUAUAUGCCACCAGAUUGCCAUUGAUGGUUUGUCAGUAGUGUUUCAGAGACACUGACACUGCCAUCCUGCAGUGCUCACAGUCCAUCACUGAUAUUUGUAUGUGAAGAAGUAAAAUUGUGGCAGCAAAAGAGAUGUAGGCUAAAUUGCUUCAAAACAGUACCUGCACCAAGAUCCUCCGUGCAUCAUAACUGCAAUAUGUUGUAGUGGUUAUGGUGCAUUGAGUGUCUAUUUGAUUCCCUGUCUAGAACAGGCAUGUUAAACUCAGUCUAGCAAGGUCCAAAUAAACGAGGUUUGAGUUUAUGUGGGCCGCAAAAAAAAAAAAAAAUUUCAUAGAAAUGUAGGUUUAUUUUGAAAAGUACAGUGUGUAUAUAUAUAUAUAUAUAUAUAUAAAAAACAGCACCCCUUGGUACUAAAUCCCAGUCCCUCUCACCCCUUCCCCAUAUAUAUUAAAUCCCAGUUCCCCCACGUGCAGUUUAAUGAUGCCGGAAUAUGAUGUCAUAUUCCAGCAUUAUUACAGACGGCGCGCACGAGAGAGCAGUGAGGAGCAUGAAUGCUGAGCUCCCUCACUGUGUUACCGGAGGAAUAACAGGAACAAACCGCAGAAGCCACACAUAGAGAUAUGGACACAAGUCUUCAGGAAGUAACAGGUCUUUUAUUUACACACCAAUCUUGUCUCAGAUGAACUCCUGUUCCAAAAAUAUCUGAGCGUCAGAAAGCAUGGUGCAGAGGCCUUUUGUUAGCAGCAUAUUUCCUCCCAUACAGUAUAACCCCUCCUAUAUUCCUCAGACCAAUCAGCACACAGGAUAUUCAGGAUCACCUUAUAUAGGCAGACCACAUGGCAUUUACAGACAAAGGAAUGUACUAUCCACUUCCACACAUGCUCAGUAUACUGAUGACUCAUCCAACUGUUUGUAAUCAGAUACUAAUUUGCAUAUGCCAUGUGGAGAUUUCGGCCUACUAAAUUUUGACCGUGCUGGAAUCCCAUCACAGCUGCAUCCACCUUCUUCUCCUCCGGCUGGGUAAAUUUUAGCAGAGUAGGCACCUACAAUGUGGAGAAAGCAGGUGCCUACUCUGCUUUAACACCAAACAUGUACUCACAGCUUGCUGGGCCGCAAAGAUGUCCAUUGUGGGCUGUGAGUUUGACAUGCUUGCUCUAGUAAGACACAAAAUGUAAACAGGGAAAUGUUUUUCAGACACACAGUGGCGUUCAAUUUAUAAAACUAGAACUUGGUUUAUAAUGAAAUUGGUUUAUAGCAACAUUGUCAUGAGUAAGGAUAAGAGAGGAUCUGUUAAAAUUAUCCACCCCUGCCAGAGCAUUGUAAAUACAUAGCAAAGCAUGGAAUUGAAUGGGAUGCCAUUUAACAAUAUUAAAUUUAAACUAAGCUUGAUGUGCCUGAUGGAAUAUGCUUUUGACCACUUGGUGGCAGAGUUGCAACAUUGAGAUAGAAUCUUUAGGCAUGAAUUCAGAAACAGGCACUUUUAUUUUGUUCUGCUUUACAUGCUAAAUAAAUUGCAUAUUUUCCCUUUUUCUCUGUAUCAAUCACUGGGACAGAUUAAACAUACAAAUAAAUAUGUAAAACGUGCACUCCUGGGUCUCAAUCCACAAAAUUAUGUAUUACUUUAAUUUAAAUUGAGUUUAAAAAAAAUCAUGUAAAAAAAUAAUAAUAAAUAAAUAUAUAUUAAUGCCAUGUUACCAAGGUUGAAUAAUAGUCCAAUAUUCUCCGGCUACUAGGCGCGUGGGCAGAAGAGAAAUAGGGCAUAGCAGUUUCACAGUCCAUCACACGAAGCGGAGAAAGAAAUCAAAAUUAAAUUCUAAAAAACUGGAACUUGAAAACAGAGAACAGGAUAUUAACCACUGCUCUGAAAACAGAGGUGGUAAGUCAUGUGAGCAGUUGUAAAUAAGCAGGAUGGCUGCAGAUUUUAUUAAAGGACACGGAGGCUCUUAUUAGGCUUAUCUCUUUCUUUUAUUCCUCAGCAGCAAAGAAAGCUAAGGUGUUUAUUUGUAGAAAAAAACAUACAUAAAUACCCUCACAGGGUUAACCUUACAUCAUUAUCUCUUAACCAAUAGGAACAGUCCAUCUCUGAUAUCCUCUCAUGUAACCUCCUCCUCUUCCUCUUUCUUUGCUGCUGCCUCAGCUAAGUAACACCUUCAUUUUUUCUUGAUAUGCAUUGCUUAAUUUGAUUCUGUGAUUUCUGUUGAUUCUGUGUUGUUGCUGCAGUAUAAUCUCCUGACUACUGUGUUUUCCCUCCCACCCUCAACCCUCCUGUGGGUUCACUCAGUGGGGGUGCCCCUCCCACGCAUCCCCGCCGGUUCCCCGACCCCCAGGGCGGGUAUACCGGCCGUUCACCUCACUAUCGGGUAGUUUAUUACCCGUCCUCCCACCCGCGGCACUCGGGCGCUGGGCGCAGGGAAACCCCUGGGAACGGUUCAAACUGUUCCCUGACUGGGUUUUUUCCUCGGCGCCAGUGCCCGCGAGUGAGUGCCGCGCGCGCAUGCGCAUUUCCAGCCGCAACCCGCGGCGGCCAUCUUAAAGGGGCGGCAGACAUAAAUUUUGCCGCUCUUUUUUCCCCCUCAGCUCGCUCAGCCCAACAAGAAAGGGCGAGCUGAUUGGUUUAGAGGCCUGCCUGUCAGCUUACCAGUGCUCCCAGAGGGCAUUCCUGAGGGAACACUCGGUAAGCUAACAGUGCAGCCUUUUUUCUGUCCUGUCUUUGCCUUGUCUGACUGUCUACCCUGCCCUGCAGUGUGUAAUUAACAGCCACAGUUUUUACUGCCAGACUGUGUGAGUCCCAUUAUCCUGCCACUAAGUAUCUAACUAUGCAGGCCCCUAGUGAGCACCCUGUCUCUGGCCCCAGUGAUGGUGAGGACACCAACGCCCGCCACCAGACCAAGCUGUCUGAACCCCUAACCCUCCAAGGGGAUGCGGUGGCUCCGCUGGAGCAGCUGGACUCGCAGGAGUUCCACUCACUCCUGGAUGCCACCAUGUCACGGUCGGUCACCCAAGCGAUUUAUUCUGCAAUGGGGGCUAUGUCUGACAAUCUCUCUCACUCCAUCACUACUGCUCUUAAGGCAUCCACCACCAAUUUGCCCCGCGCUAGAGCCGUGGCAGACGGGUCAUUACGCAGGGAAGGCCGGAAAGCCAUAAGCAAAACCCAUCACGUGCAAACUCCUACCUCCAAAAAAGAAUUGACGGACAGGGUACGUCCUGUCACCGCUGAGGUCGUGGGGCCCCCACGAAAGAGAGCCACCCGCCGGGCAAAAGCGGCGCGGACGUGGAAGAGGGCAAAAGCCCUGUCAGAUUCUUCCGACACUGAUUCGGAUAGUGAGGAGGUUUUGAACGAAUCCGACGAGAUCGACUCAAAUGAAUGGGAGGUCUCCUCCCCGGACCAUAGUCCGUCACGAGAUCCAAAUACCCUAAGGUAUGAUAACGCGGAUCCGUCCGCCAUUUUGGAUCCACAGGGCGAACCUCUGUUCGAUCCCGAUACAUUACAGAACCCUAGGUCAGCAGAGUGGUUCCCAACUGAGCAUGUGGCACGCUACAUAGCAGCCAGAAUCCGUAAGCCUUUAGAUAAGGCCACCAGGAACAAGUUGCGGGCAGAAUGCCCACGGCCAACAGUCCCCGACAUGGCCUGUGCCACGCCGGAUAUAGAUCCCAAGGUAGCACAGUUCCUGGGAAAAACUGGCUGGAAGGCAAAGAAGGGAUUGGAUUACUCCCUACGCCACUGCCAGGACAAGGUACUCGAUACACUCGGCCCUAGUGCCAAAAUCUUCGAGCUGGUUGAAGCAGCCCUAACUGAGGGGACACCGUUAGAUUUGCUAGCCAUUAGAGGCUGGGCCCAGAGGUCCAUUUGCCUCAUCGGCAACGCUAACGCCACGCUAGCCACUGAGCGGCGCAAAACCAUUCUUAUGAAAAUUGAGCCCAAGCUCGUAAACAUGGCCCUCACCGAACCGGGGCCACAAGCCAAAGGUCUCCUAUUCGGAGACAAUUUCGUUAAGGAGUUAAGCACUUACGUAAGCACGUUUACGGCCCUAGACAAGGCACAGACAAGCAUAAAAAGAGUGUUCUCUCCCAGAGUUUUUGGUGGAGCCGGCAGACACCGGGGCCGUCUGCCCGGCCGUUCAUCCCGUGGUUCAUACCGGGGAUACCGAGGUCCCGCUACGGCUAGAUUUCAGCCGCCAGAAAACAGAGCACCCUCGCCCUUUUUUCCGGUCAGAGGCAGACCAUGGCGACCUCGAGGAACCAGAGGCACCUCAUACAGCCGACGGCCUUAUGGUGAGUGCAAUACCUUUCCCCUCCCCGGGUAUACACAGCGUAGGGGGCAGACUGUUACACUUUAUAGAGGUCUGGCAACACUUGACAACAGACUCGUGGGUCCUAAAUACUGUAGUAGGGUACCGCAUAGAGUUCGUACAACCCCCUGUCCAAACUACCUGGCCACACCGAAUAACAUUCUCCUCACACGACAGGGACCUGGUGACCAAAGAGAUCCUCUCACUCCGAGAAAAAGGCGCAAUAUUUCAGGUUCCCUCACCCUUCCCGGGGUUCAUGAGCAAUCUAUUUCUGGUACCCAAGAAAGGAGGCGGAGUCCGCCCAGUCAUCAACUUGCGGCCCCUAAACGCAUUUGUCCGAUACCGCCAUUUCAAAAUGGAAGGUAUCCACUGCUUACGAGACCUGCUCAGAGUGGGGGACUGGAUGGUCAAACUAGACCUGCAAGACGCCUACCUCACGAUCCCUAUAGCGGAAGAAUGUCGCCACCUACUCCAAUUCCAAUGGCAAGGAGCGACAUGGAGAUUCCAAUGCCUGCCCUUCGGACUCUCAUCGGCCCCUUGGUGCUUCACCAAGCUCCUAAAACCAGUGGUCGCGUUAUUGCGCAGCAGAGGCAUACGAAUGAUCAUAUAUCUGGACGAUAUGCUGCUCAUGGCGCACGAGGCCUGCCAACUCCGACAGCAUCUAUCCUGGGCAUUGACCCUGUUAAGAAAUUUGGGAUUCCUCAUCAAUUGGAAAAAAUCGGUACUUACCCCAUCUCAACACAUGGAAUUCCUGGGAUUCCACAUAGACGCAACGACCGGGACGCUCAGUUUGCCAACAGACAAAGUCAAGAGCAUAAAAAAGGAGAUCCGCAGAACACUGACAAGACCAGUGUUAACUCUGCGACAACUAGCCAGGGUACUUGGACUCCUAUCAGCCUCCAUCCAGGCAAUCUUCCCGGGGCCUCUACAUUACAGGGCUCUGCAAAGGCUAAAAGCCUCACAUCUACGCUCGGGGCACUCAUACUCCGACUCCGUCCCACUCGACCACGAGGCCAAGCAGGAACUCACCUGGUGGCUGCAUCAUAUGGAAGCAUGGAACGGCAGGGCUAUCUUCGGAACUGCCCCGGACUUCACCAUAGAGUCCGACGCGAGCACACACGGUUGGGGAGCGCGCUGCGGGCCUACCUCCACCGGAGGCAUCUGGUCACGCUCAGAGAAAGAGUUACACAUCAACAGCCUGGAACUCAUGGCGGGGUCAUUCGCCCUGAGAAGUCUCCUCGGAGCCGCAACCAACUGCUCCAUUGUCCUGCGAAUGGACAACAUAUCUGCAGUCCGAUACAUCAACCACCUCGGUGGCACAAAGUCAAGGAUCCUGGCGGACUUGGCCAAAGACUUUUGGCAACAUUGCCUGGCACGCAAUAUUUCGGUACAAGCGGAGUACAUCCCGGGCAUGUCCAACAUAGUGGCGGACUGGUACUCCAGACAUCUGCGAGACACCAGCGACUGGCGGCUAGACCGCAGUGUGUUCUUACGACUUCAGACGCUCUGGGGCCCGAUGCAAAUCGAUCUCUUUGCGUCUCGUUUGAACUCCCAAUUGCCAACAUUCUUCAGCUGGAGGCCGGAUCCAGACGCCCUGGCAGCGGACGCUUUUCUCCAACACUGGCCACACAACAGAUUGUAUGCAUUUCCUCCGUUCUCCCUCAUAGCUCGAACACUGGUGCACCUCAGGCGGACUCAAACGUCAUUGGUCCUCAUAACCCCGUUUUGGACAGCUCAGCCGUGGUUCCCCACACUCAUGGAGAUGUCUAUAGACCUGCCGAGACACUUACCAGACGUCUCAUACCUUUUAGCAGAUCCAGAGGGCAAACCACACCCCCUGUUGGUACAGGGGCAACUCAAACUUUUAGCAUGGUUGCUUUCAGGGGACCAUGGAGCGUCCCAGAGGUUCCACAGGAAACUAUCGAUCUACUGGCAGGAGCUUGGGCGCCUGGAACGAGACGCUCCUACCUCUAUGCCUGGAACGGAUGGAGUAGUUGGUGCAUGGAACAGCAGGUGGAUCCCAUAUGUGCUCCUAUAAAUUACCUGUUGCGUUUCUUUACCAACCUAUACAAUCAAGGUUUGGCCUAUCGCACCAUCAACGUGUACAGGUCUGCAAUCUCAGCGGGACACCGGGGAAUAGAUGGGACCCCAGUGGGCCAGCAACAAUUGGUAUGCCGUCUCCUUCGAGGUAUUCGGUUUGCUCGUCCACCGCAACCCCGAUACACGUCUCUAUGGGACGUCAACUCAGUUUUACAACUGUUAGAAACUUGGCCACACAAUGAGACACUCACACUGAAACAACUGUCAGCAAAACUAGUCAUGCUCCUCUGCUUGAUCUCUUGUAAGAGAGUGUCAGACGUCAGGGCGUUGGACGUUGAUGCAAGAUCCUUUACUCCCACGGGGGUUUCAUUCAACAUCUCCAGACGUACAAAGUCAUCAAUUACCUCAGUUUCGUAUCCAGCAUUCCCGCAUAACCGUAAACUCUGCCCGGUGGUUUGCUUGAAGGAAUACGAGACAAGGACCCUGGAAUUCAGAAACCCGAGGCACCCGGAAUUGUUUUUAGCUAUCAAACAACCACACCAUCCCGUAUCCACGGUAACUCUCGCCAGAUGGGUGAGAUGGAUAAUGGCCUUAGCCCACAUAGAUACAACUGUAUAUGGUGCACACUCUACCAGGGGGGCCAUGGCUUCAAAGGCUUUUAAUUUAGGUUGUAAAUUGGAAGAUAUCAUGAAAACAGCAGACUGGUCUAGGGCAUCGACAUUUAAGGAAUACUACUUUCGACCUACAGAACAUGUGUCAAGUUUAGUUAUUGCACAGCUUUAAACUAGCCUAAUAAGAGCCUCCGUGUCCUUUAAUAAAAUUACCAGAUUUUACUAAUUACAUGACGUAAAGUCAUGAUUUUAUAAAGGACACGGAGGCGAGUAUUAGCCCACCCAGGGCAGAUACAACAAAACAUUUGUAUCCAAACCCAGGUACGUAAUAGGGACUUUUUUUCGUUAAAUGAGUUAUCAUUGAUAUAAGGUAUAUGUGUUACGCUAUGGUAAAUCUAUCAAACAAGGAAUGAUUGCAUGUUUAAUAUAUGAUUGAUUACAUAAACAGCUCACCUUUUAAUACCAUAGUAAGAUGAAAAUAGUUGGCAAGGACACGUUUUACCAUUUGUUUUCUUUGUCUUUCCAGCCUGAAACACAGCUAAAAGAUACCCACUGA
Pelobates cultripes (western spadefoot toad) is the source of this 7581-nucleotide messenger RNA. NCBI's taxonomy places the organism in Eukaryota, Metazoa, Chordata, Amphibia, Anura, Pelobatidae. The record is from the annotation of a GenBank genome assembly.